AUUUUUUUCCUUUCUUAUUUCUUACCCUGUGUCUGUUCUGGCCCUCACUUUGCCCUUGAUGCCUUUUUAUUUCUAGAUUCUCCAGCUCUGAGGCUCUGACCCUUCUUUCUUCCUAUAUAUCUCUCUUCAACCAGAUCCCAACUAACGCCUUCGGGGAAAUUUCAGUGAACCCCUCAUGACGCUUGGCUCAGGAGGAUCCAGUGUAGUGGUGCCUCGGAACUUCAGAUUGCUGGAGGAGCUUGAACGUGGUGAAAAAGGUAUUGGGGAUGGAACUGUAAGCUAUGGAAUGGAUGAUGGAGAUGACAUUUACAUGCGUUCCUGGACUGGCACCAUCAUUGGUCCUCAUAAUACUGUGCAUGAAGGUCGAAUUUAUCAGUUGAAGCUGUUUUGUGAUAAAGAUUAUCCAGAGAAGCCACCAAGUGUCCGAUUUCAUUCACGGAUCAACGUGACAUGUGUUAACCACGAAACGGGAGUGGUGGAACCAAAGAAGUUUGGACUUCUUGCAAAUUGGCAGCGGGAGUACACUAUGGAGGACAUACUGACACAGCUGAAGAAGGAGAUGGCAGCCCCACACAACCGGAAGCUAGUCCAACCUCCUGAGGGUACCUACUUCUAGCUUUCAAGGUCAUAUAGAUAUAUAUAUAUAUCAUAUUGCCUUUGCAAUAUGCAAUAUAUAGUUUGUACUCCUGUGUUGAUUUGGUGAAGUUUGGAACAUACAGGGGAGUGCCCAAAAAAGGCUUCUCCAGUUACCUCUCCCAUUUUGUUUUCUCUUAUGAAACUCUGUUCAAGGGAUGCUGUUUGAUUAAUGGGAUUUGUCCGUGUGUCAAAUAUUAAAAAUAUCCACUAAGUAGUAUUUUCGGUUCUAGCUCUACUUGUAUGUCAAAAUUGUACGUCUUGCCUCUUCUUUGGUUGUUUUCUCUAAUGCCUCUGGCUAUUGAAGAAGCAGGAGCGGUACUAUUGUUUGUUCUACCACUGUUUUGCUGGAACUUUGUUGCAUAUUUUUUUGAACUGGAACUUUAUUUCAGUUGGUUCCUAUAAUCCCAAAAAGUUAUGAUGAUAUCUGGGAAGGGCUCCUUCUCCCUCUUGUUGCAGUGUUAAGUUCGUAAAAAGUGGCUAAGCUGGAGAUUUUCUUGGCAAGGCAAAAUUGUCUAAGAAGGCAAAUUUUGGAGCUCUCUGGACUUCAUGAUCUUGUAACAUUUUCCAAAUGGAAUCAGGAGGUCUUGUAUACAUUAUUAGCUAGUUUUUUUAGCUAUUUAUUGCUGAAUGUUGAACUUGGAAACAGAAUCCUGUUAAUUUAAGUCAUUGAUGAGGACUCCCCUCCUUC
Hevea brasiliensis (rubber tree) is the source of this 1324-nucleotide messenger RNA. Its product is annotated as ubiquitin-conjugating enzyme E2 variant 1D. Lineage: Eukaryota; Viridiplantae; Streptophyta; Magnoliopsida; Malpighiales; Euphorbiaceae. The record is from RefSeq and is a predicted model, not a curated record. Gene Ontology annotation, biological process: protein K63-linked ubiquitination; DNA damage tolerance. Bases 176 to 616 code for a protein of 146 amino acids. Gene Ontology annotation, cellular component: nucleus. The transcript is spliced from 4 exons.